UACGACACCACAACCACACCCAGGACCAGACAUUGCAGCAUUGUUAUCAACAAGAUCUGCGUUUGUUAUUUUAGUGGCUACGUUCUGUCGUUAUCUGCGGAACUAUCACUUCUCUCAUUCCCAGUAAAGUAAACCCUGGCAUGUUUUGUACUGUAGAUCCUCUCUUAAAGUAACAGGAACGUGUAUUUAUGGAAACCUAAUGGGGAUUAGCGUAUCUGGUUAAAGAACCACAUACGGUCACUUGUUGUCAGGGACAUAUUUUUUUCACCUUGCCACCUCGGGGACUCAGUUUAGCAACCUCUUGGUUACUGGUCUAAUGCUCUGACUAGUCUACCCCGUCAACCCAAACGUAAUGAGUCUGAGUAAAUGCGGUAAUUGCCUUAAGUGAGUAAUUUGACAGCAGUACUCCCUUUGACCGAGGUCCUCCAGGGGAUGGGAUGCCCUGGGGAUGCAGAAUAGUUACCGUGCUUGUAGGAAACCAUCCGAGAGAUGUGUCUGCAGUCAAAUGAACUGAUGUAAUGUUUAGAUUUCUAAAUAUAAAACAUAACUAAUUAAAAUUACACCACAUUAAAAAGGACAGCUUGCGUAAUGGUUGUGUUGGUUUUACUGACAUCAUCCUCCACAAAUAGCACCAUAUUCCCUGUUCAGAACUGACAAGAGCCUUGUUGAAAGAAGUAAGAAAACUCUACACCCACGAUGACCAUAGGUGUUGGAUUAAACCGUUUUACAAUGGAUGUGGGGUAACAAAUCAAGGAAGCGUUUGGUGGGGAUUAAGUAUUAUGCCCACUAGAGGGUCCUGUUGCAUCGUUCCCGCCUACUCCCACCAUGGAGAAGGUUAGAGUCCUUCUUAGUUUCAUUCAAUACACCUAUCAUCUAUCUUCAGUCCAAAGUUAGCUGUGAUUUCUUGGUGUAGCUUAACAUGUUCAACUGAGUGAUUUCUUGAUCCAUAACCAGGUUUAUGUGGUUCUGUGUUGUCCUCUUGUAUUUGAAUGCCUGUUGCCUAGACAUCUAUACAAAUGUAAUUGGUUCUCAGUUGACAUAAAUUAUUAAAUGACUUGUCAUCUGUACAUGCAAAAAUAUUGAUGAGGCCCAAAAAGGACAUGUACUCUUAUAAAUCUUCAUCCGGCACAGCCAGAAAAGGACACACCACCCUUCGGAGUCUGGCUCCUCUCUAGAUUACCUUACUAGGGAGAUUUUCCUAGCCCCAUAACUGUUGUUGUUGAUGUUUGCUCUUUGGGUUUAAGGCUUGUUAUUCGUAAGUUAUUUGUGAAAUCUGCUGAUGUAAAUGGACAAUUUAUUAAAUACAUCACAUGAAGUUGAAAUGAAGUAGAAAAAUCUAUGUUUAAAACCAAUUCAUCAGGAAGGAUGAAGUUGGAAAUCCCACUUACUUAAAUACAUUAGUAAUGGCACCAUCUGCGAAAUCACAAGUACUUCACAAUAACAAAUAACUCGUAAUAAAUAUUAAAUAGAGAGGCGUCCUUCUCUAUCAGUUAAUCCUGGUCGUUCGGGGAAAACAACACAAAUGAACGAAGCACAGAAAAUAACGCAUCAUAUGAUACAGUCCAAUUAUCUAGAUUACAACAACGUUCAGGCCAAUUGUUAAAUUUAUAAAAUGUUUUAAAAUCCAUGACCAAUGUCUGUUAUUAACAAAUAACUAAAUUAUGUGUUCUGACAAAACCAUGUGUGCAAAUCUCUAUUUGGUUUUAGUGUGGUGAUUUCUAACUUGAGAAUAUUCAGAUCAGCCAGGUUGUUUAUGAACCUAUAAUGUCUUUUUCCUUCAUUAAUUUUGAGAUACAAAAUCACACCCAAAAUAGAGGUAAUAAAUAUCCUGAAUAAAAAAAUAAGCGAACAUAACCUAAGUAUCCACCAUUAUCUCCCCGUUUCAUUAGCCUAUAUAAAUGACCCUUUUUUUAACGUAACAUGGGCCUCAUAGCCAAGUGAAUUCGAUGCACGCAAACAGAUAUUUUUAUAUAUAUAUUUUUGUUGCAGCCACACAAUAAUAUAUUUUUUUCAACCUUAAUCCAACCGUAAAACGCGUUCCUUUACCCGUCGAGACGCGCGUCACAGUCACAACCUGCACAACGCCGCGCGCGAGUUUGGACGUGCACCACCGCAGUAGCCGAGAAGCAAUCGAGUGAAUUCUGUUGGAUCACAUCACCUGUUCUCUUGGUCCUUUUUCCGGACUUUUGCAUCAAAUCCAGAAACUAAUUAAUUAAUAUAUUUAACCACUAAGAUCUCCUCUAAAAAUGGAUUGUUCUACCGAGGAGGUGCAGUCGCUUUUGGAAGAAGCCACCACUCCAGUGGAAUUAAAAAAAGGAAUGUCCAUAUUUCAGGAUAUCUUACGAAGAGCGGACAAAAACGAUGAUGGGAAGCUGUCAUUUGACGAGUUCAGAGCCUACUUCCAAGAUGGAGUUCUAACGUCAGAUGAAUUGAAGGAGCUCUUUCACACAAUCGAUACUCACAACACAGACAAUGUGGACACAGAUGAGCUCUGUGAGUAUUUUUCCCAGCAUCUUGGGCAGUAUGAGAAUGUGCUGGCAGCCUUAGAGGACCUGAACAUGACAAUACUGAAGGCUAUGGACAAAACCAAAAAGGACUACCAGGAAGCUACUCACCUGGAGCAGUUUGUGACACGAUUCCUUUUGAAGGAGACAACCAAUCAGCUUCACUCGCUGCAGAGCUCGCUGGAGUGUGCCAUGGAGACCACAGCAGAGCAGACCCGCCAAGAGAGGAAGGGCCCUGUGAAGCCAGAGGUACUGUCGAUCCAGUGGGCUGGCCGGCGAUCCAGUAGACGACUUCAGAGGAACAACAGUCUGUCUCCUAAUAACCCACUUCUCAGCCUCGUCAACUCUGGUCUGUACGAGGAGGACAACCAGUGGCUGAUCCAGGUCAAUCGACUCCAGAAGCUCAUCGAUCGCCUGGAGAAGAAGGAACUUCGCCUGGAACCCGUCGAAGAGGAGAUCCUGGAAGGCACAGCCAAAUCGCACAUUCUGGUAGUCCAGAGACAGCUGAGUGUGUUGGAGGAGGAGUUGGAAGAGUUUCGUCUGGCUCUCAGACAGUACAUGGAGUGUGCCUGCGCCCAGACAGGCUGCCUACAUGUUGCAGUUCAGCGAUUCGCUAAUGAAUCUCGAUUCAUCCUCUAUGAGUUCUGGGAGCAAAACAAUGUCUGGAAGAACCAUCUGCAGACCAACUACAGUAAGACAUUUCAGAGAGGAAACGUGGACUUCCUGGAGACCCCAGAGAUCAUGACUACCAUGCUGGUGCCUGCCUCCUGGUGGGUCUUGAACAACAACUGAAAAUGUCAGACCACCCACAUUGCUGGUUUAAGGACAUUACAGACCAGGACCAAGCAGAACAUAGUUUGAAGAGUUUAUUAUCAACAUUUUAGUAACGAAGAAGAACACACACACAAUACUACAUGCACGCAUGCACACACACACACUCACACACACCAAUGUCUACUUGUACUGUGAAAUCAUGGUGGAUUAGUAUUCCCUUCAUUAUGAUCUGUGUUCCACACUCCUGGAUGUUACUUGUUUUGAUAUUCACCUUUCUAAAGCAAUGACAUCAGCAGUUGUCAGCCAGCGGUGUUAGGAUCUGAUGGGUGACAUCAUCACUGAUGGGUGACAUCAUCACUGCGUGUGACAUGACAACAUCGGCUGUCCACGGAAGUGUAUGACUCCUCAAUGUGGGCAUGUGGUUGUAAAUUAGCUGUGCGCGUGCUUCCGUGUGCGGGCACGCGUGCAUGAGUUCGUCAGAGAUCUUUGUACACAUGCGUAGCAGCAGGACCUAGGAGGAGCAGACCAACUGGUUGACAUACAUGCCAAGAACAAAAUGGCCUCUCAAUAUUUCAUGUAUUUUAAUGUGUCGAUCUGCUUUAUCUGUGCUAAGAUAAUUACCCAGUUGUUUCUCCCUGUAUCUGAUGGUAUUUCAUAGUUGCAUAAUUUGAACCUGAUAGAUUGAGGGGAACCCAGUAUGGUUUCAUAGGCUAACGGAAAUGUCUAACAUUGUACCAUAUUACCAAACUGUGAGGUGAAGGAAGACUUGGCUGAGUACAAACUGACCAGGUAUGGUCUUUACAAAGCUAUGAAAGAGAUCAAAAGGUCAGUAUAGGGACAAAGAGGUCAAAAGGUUGGUGUAGGGACUAAUUAGAGCCACAACUCAUUGGGUUGGACUCCUGAUAGACACCACCAGGAACGCUAAACCCCAGAAUACGUACACACUUACCUGUGUGUAAACCAUGCACGCAAUAACCACGCAAACUGGGAUUCAGCAGUGUCAGCGUCUGCUUGAGAGCGUUCCUACAUGUGUCUGAACCCACAGAGCCUAGUGGUGGAAUGAGGGAGCCGCAUCUGAAACACUGAUGAGUUCAUACGGAAAAUUCAUAAUCUCUUUUUUUUUUCUUCUCAUAAUUCCUAAAAUAACGAUGUGAGGAAUAGACGGCACCCAUAGAUCAAAAAAGUACCACCCCCAGAGUAGGAUAUGAAGAGUGUCGGCCGACUUAGAAGAUGCAGUUGAAUAGUGGCAAAGCAGAGUAUUGUAUAACUGCAUAAUGCUCCUUUGACUGAUUUUUAUAUAUAUAUAUAUACAUACACACACUCUCCUAUUUGUAUUAUUGAUUUGUAAAUGUGUACAAUUGGUAGAUUUGUAAUUUGUACAUGUCAAAGUUACAUUCUUUAGCAUAGUGCUUUGUUCAGGAGCUGAUAAAGAGGUAUUUCACCACACUGUGACAAAGUCUGAUGUAACCAAUAAAAUGUUGAAGCUCUGAAGCAUUUCAAACACA
Messenger RNA from Esox lucius (northern pike), 4783 nucleotides. RefSeq names its product N-terminal EF-hand calcium binding protein 1 (gene necab1). Gene Ontology annotation, molecular function: calcium ion binding. NCBI's taxonomy places the organism in Eukaryota, Metazoa, Chordata, Actinopteri, Esociformes, Esocidae. Bases 2247 to 3296 code for a protein of 349 amino acids. Gene Ontology annotation, biological process: regulation of amyloid precursor protein biosynthetic process. The transcript has 13 exons. The record is from RefSeq and is a predicted model, not a curated record. Gene Ontology annotation, cellular component: cytoplasm.